AUGCGAGAUACAAUAUCAGUAACAUCUUCAACACAAAAUAAAAUAAAUAAACGACGAGAAAAAUCUAAAAAAAGUUCACAAUCACGAAUAAAUAAAUUAAAAUUGUUAUCAAUUGAUGGUCGUAGUGGUGGUGGUGGUGGUGAUGAGAGAAUUUCUAUUGAUAAUAAUCAUUUUAAAUAUGAACAAGCUCAAAAAGCAAUUCCAUUUUUAGCUCAAGCAUUUGCAAAUGGAUUUUUUACUGAAGUUAAUUGUCGAAUAUUACCUGAGCAUUUACUUGAUCAACUUGCACAACAAGUUUAUCAAUUUGUUCAAAAACAAGGUGAAUUAAAUUGUUCAUUAAUAUUAAAUAAAUAUGUAGAAGAAAAUCUUCUUAAUGAAUAUGUUAA
Molecule: messenger RNA, 386 nt
Organism: Rotaria sordida
Lineage: Eukaryota; Metazoa; Rotifera; Eurotatoria; Philodinida; Philodinidae
Source: the annotation of a GenBank genome assembly